This is a messenger RNA of Zeugodacus cucurbitae (melon fly), 4874 nucleotides long. It is a transcript of the gene Rcd-1, whose product is annotated as CCR4-NOT transcription complex subunit 9. The coding region runs from base 240 to 1142 and encodes 300 amino acids. Gene Ontology annotation, cellular component: P-body; CCR4-NOT core complex; CCR4-NOT complex. The transcript has 6 exons. NCBI's taxonomy places the organism in Eukaryota, Metazoa, Arthropoda, Insecta, Diptera, Tephritidae. Gene Ontology annotation, biological process: mRNA catabolic process; negative regulation of translation. The record is from RefSeq and is a predicted model, not a curated record.
CGAGCUAAUUUGAGGGUUGGCAUUAUUGUCACAAAGUGUUGGUCGCGUAGCAAAUGUGAACCUGAUUUUUUCGCUUUCAUAAAUUGCUGUGUUUUCACAAAGUUCAGUACGAUAAAAUACUAGAAAAUUACACAUUUGUUUAAUUAAGUGAUAUUUAUUGAAAUUUUAAUAAGUACAACCACACUUCGCCAGUGAAUAAUUCUUCAACGUGGAAUCGAUUAACAAAUCUAAAAAUUAUAAUGAGUGCUCAGCCUAGUCCCGCCUGCAUGACUCCUUCAACCGAACAGGAAAGAGUAUUUCAAUGGAUCAACGAAUUGGCCCAUCCGGAGAGUCGUGAAACAGCUUUACUCGAAUUGAGUAAGAAACGUGAAACAGUGACAGAUCUCGCGCCAAUGCUAUGGCAUAGCUUUGGCACUACCGCCGCCCUAUUACAGGAGAUAAUUAAUAUUUAUCCAUCGAUUAAUCCUGCCACACUCACUGCGCAUCAAUCGAAUCGCGUCUGCAGUGCGUUAUCCCUACUACAAUGUGUCGCAUCACAUCCGGAGACGCGUACCGUGUUCCUGCAGGCGCAAAUACCAUUGUUCCUGUAUCCAUUUUUGCAAACAACAUCCAAAACACGGCCAUUCGAAUACCUUAGACUAACAAGUUUAGGUGUAAUUGGUGCACUAGUUAAGGCUGAUGAGCAAGAAGUGAUAACUUUCCUUUUAGCAACUGAAAUCAUUCCACUGUGUCUGCGAAUAAUGGAAACCGGUUCUGAAUUGAGUAAAACUGUAGCUACGUUUAUCCUGCAAAAGAUUUUAUUGGACGAAAGUGGUCUCUCCUAUAUUUGUCAAACAUAUGAGCGUUUCUCGCAUGUAGCUAUUAUUUUGGGCAAAAUGGUAAUACAACUUGCCAAGGAGCCCUCAGCACGUCUGCUGAAGCAUGUCGUACGAUGCUAUUUACGUCUUUCUGACAAUCCCAGAGCACGUGAGGCUUUGCGACAAUGUCUUCCAGAUCAAUUACGUGAUGCGACAUUCUCAGUAUGUCUCCAGGAUGACAAAUCCACAAAACACUGGCUACAUUUAUUAAUUAAGAAUUUGGAGUUGGGUGUUGUUGCACCCACAGAUCCGCGUCAAAUCGGCAUGUCACCAUUGACGUCGUAAACAGCAGCAGCAACAACAAACAAACGCGCCGUCUAAAGUACAUGUAACUACAUAUGAAGUGCAGCUAAAAGUGCUGUUGUUGUAUGAUAAGAAUUGUACGCGCAGCGCAGUCCAAACAACCCAGCCAAGUAUACAACAGAGACUACAGCCCCAACUAACUAGUUUAAAAUAGUGAAUACGCAAGUUACAAAAUACAAAUAACUUUUUACUUAAAAAUUGUAAUAACCAAUUAUAAAGGCAAAACAAAUCAAAUCAAAUCACACACAAUACCACAAGGGAAUACGUAAAUACUUAAAAAUACACAUACACACACAUAUAAACUAUAUCUACAAGAGAAGAGCAAAAAGCAAACAAACACACAAAAACACUUCAAAGUCGUGAUAGAAAUUGCAACAAUACGAAUGCAUUAUUAAAUAAAUAAAUAAUAAUUAUGAUAAUAAGGAUAAAAUAUAUAUAAAAAGGAGACUGUUUAUAUGAUAAAAACAUAAAACAAAACAAAAAAAAAUACGGGUUCAAAACGAAAGCCCAAAAAAGAGCAAAACUAAUUAAAUUACUGAUGAAAAUUAUAAGGAAAUUUAUCUAGAAAAUGAGUGAAUAUUAACUAAAUUAUGUAAUAAUUAAGAAAUGGCGGUACCUAAAAGAAAAUUUAAAUUGAAAUAAUAAGUAACUAAUUUAUAUGCAUUACUCAUAUAUAUAACUUGGAAUAUUGCUGUAACAAAAACGCUGAUUUCAUUGCUUUCUGCCACAUGUAAACGAAGGCGAAUGCACUCUCUCGUGAGAUUAGAUAAGAAAGUCAAGUGAAGUGAUUUUCUAUUUAAAAUAAUAAUUAUAAUCAACAUUAAAUUGGCUGUUAAGCAGGUCUACUCAGAUGUGUAUACUGCAUGCAGUUACAUACUUACAUAUAAUUGCAAUAGUAUUGAACGAAUAUUAAUUAUAGAUACGAAAAUAUUUUUUUCUGUCAAAGUUAGCAUAAACAUGCGCGGUGGCGUUUCGUAAAGGGCAGAAGCAGCGGAAAAUGUGUUUUAAGUUAAGUGUGCAACAAUAAUUUCAUAUUUUUAUAUUGAUUAAAACGAGUUCAAGUGUUACUGCGGUCUAACAUUAACGAGUUAUGCGCUUUUAAAUGAACUCUGUAUAUAUGUAUAAUGUAAGCAAUAACUGUGAAAUGCAACAUUAAUAAAUCUGCCGGCUCACGCUUAAAGUGUAUCAUAAAUUCAAUGAAUUAAAAACUCUUUUUGUAAUAUGUUGACAUAUUUUGAUUAAGAAACAGAAAUAUUAAACCAUUUCAAUUUGAAACACUAUUUAAUAUCCAUUUUCGACAAAAUGCCUUAAAGUUUGUAUGCAAAUGAAAGAAGUGCGUUUAAAAUGUGCCAGCCGUGAAGUGGAAAAGUAAUAUUUUAAACGACAUUUCAAAUUUGCCCUAGCGUAUAUCGCUCAACCUUUCUUUUACAAAGGCCUAAACUCGAACAGCAACAACAUUAUAUAAUGGGAAAGCUACACUUUUAAUUUCUAAUUUUAAGCCAAUCUAUGGAACGCUAUGUCCUGAUAACUAGUGCAUAUAACAAACAGAAUUGUAUUAAGUUCCGCAUACAUCCAUACACAUAUACAUACACAUAUAUACUGCAUUGUACUCUACCAUUUGUAUAUGAUUUCUCAAUAUGCUCUCGAGACUUAAAUAAGCCCGCUUUACAGGGACUUUUUGAUUGUGAAUUGUUGAUAUCAUUUGUAAAAAAUAUAUAGAAUUAAGCAAUUUGAUAUUUUUUAAAUAUGUAAAGCGUAUGCUAGCCGCCACAAUUUGUACAUUACAAGCAUUAAUCUAUUUAAAUUGUAUAAGAAGUUUUAGUUUAAAAUGUUUGCCAAAAAAUAAAAUUUAGUUAUAAUUGCAAUGGAAAUUUUCAAAAACACAUUUUUUUGCUUUCCGUAUGUGGAUGCGUUUAAGUACAGAUAAUCCGAAACUUGUUUGCGGUUUUACUAACGCAUACCGUGAAAAAUAUACUUAUAAAAGUUCGUAAAGCUAUUUAAUUUUAUGUGAAAAUGUUAAAUAUUGUUUUAUGAAGUUUCUUUUAAUGUAUUAAACUAAUGGCACUACAAGCAAAAGCAAUACAACAUUGUUUACACCACUCCUGUCAAUGAUGAGCACAAGGAUUGUUUAAGGAAUUGUUGUAAACACGCCAUUUAGGGCUUGGGAAAAUAUUAACAGUUUUUUUUUAUAAAGAAAAAUAAGUAGUUUUGAAAUACUUUUAAAACGACAUGGCCAUUCAUUUUCAUGCAAACAAAUGUAUUUAGCAGUUAUACUGCUUGUGUUGCAAGUAAAUUAUAAUAUUUUUGAACUUAGUACCUACAAAUGUACAUACAAAUAUACAUAUAAACACCAAAACCAGUGAUUUAAUAAUUACAAUGCAGCAAUAUUUUUCAAUUACUUGUUUAUGAACGAAUGGCGUAUGUUCAAUUGAAUUUCCAAAGGCGUUCGCAUUGAAAUAUUAUAAACACACAACCAACGAAAAAUUCGCUAAAUUAACUACCAUUUCUAUUAAAAACCGCACGUAAAGUCAAUUGAAAGAUAUUAUUUGUGUACGCCUGCGUGGUGUCUGUUGCAAUAAUUAAUAAAAGUACAGUUGUAAAUAAUACUGGGUAAUGAUUUAAAGUAAAGUAAAUAAAAUAUUUGAGUUUAGUAAAAUUGAUAUGAAAAUGCAUAGCAAAUAUAAGAGUUGAAAAAUUUAUAAUAAAUCAUAUUUAUAUUUAUGUAUGUUUGUAACUAAAAAGUAGUAAGAACUUCGCAUGUCUUUUCUAAAGUAAAAUCGUAAUUAAAAUAAUGUAAAUCUAUAAAUUAAAUGACGUGUAACACCUAACUGUAACUGAUGCAUAUUGUGAUUUCUUUUUAAUUUUUGUACAGUAUGUGUUGUUGUUUGAUGCUGUCUGGCUCAAAUGCCUUAACACAAACACGUGCGAUAUGCAUUUUUUCACUUCCAAGAGCGCGGCAGUGUGCGUAAGGCAAAACGUAUAAGGCUAAAUGUAAAUUUUAGAAAAUUAUUGAAAACAUACAUACAUGUGGAAUAUAAGCAUUUUUGAGCGUUAAUUACAAAUUUUAUACACACAUUUUUAAACUACAUAUUUGAUGAACAAGCGUAUGUCACUGCAACUGCAAACCUCUUCAACUGCCGCAAUAUCAUCAUUGUACAUAGUUGUAUGUAUACACUGUAAAGUUCUAGCUAACGAAUUUCAUAAAUUCGAAAACUGAAUAUGCACACCCCACCAUAACUUCGCAACACAUUAAUUUCGUAUGUGAUUUAUUUUUAAGUAUUGGCCGUUAUGCAAAUUAAAAUCUCUUUAUGAAAUAAAGUUUUGUAUCCUUAUUAUUCAUUAUUAUUUCAACAUUUAAGUAACACAAUACAAUAAGUAAGAGAAUACUUUGUUUGGAGGCAGCCGCACUUUUGCGCGCAACACAUUCAACACUUUUAGCUGCAAAACAUUGUAAUAUAAUUGAAUAAUUUUAAAUUUUAAAUUAACUUUUCAUAGUUCUUUUAAGUAAUUUGAAAUAUUGUAGAAAUUUCGUUUAGUCGAAAGAAAACACAUUUAUAAUCUCCUUUAAGCUGAACUGGUCUACUUACAUUUUAACAUUAAGCAUGCGAACUAAACCAUAUAGAGUUCGUGUGUAUGUAUGUUUGAAUAUAACUUGGGUUAAAUUAUAACCUGUUGUAGCAUAGGUGUAUUCACAACUUCAAUUGUAAACUUAUA